This is a messenger RNA of Monosiga brevicollis MX1, 1644 nucleotides long. RefSeq lists its product as uncharacterized. Lineage: Eukaryota; Choanoflagellata; Craspedida; Salpingoecidae. The record is from RefSeq and is a predicted model, not a curated record. Gene Ontology annotation, molecular function: acid phosphatase activity; metal ion binding. Gene Ontology annotation, biological process: lipid metabolic process. The coding region runs from base 1 to 1644 and encodes 547 amino acids. The transcript has 10 exons.
AUGAUUCGGUGUGACUGUAUCUCACUGUGUUCGCUAUCUGUGAUUUCUUCUGCAAAUCUCUCUCUCUCUCUCUCUCUCUCUCUCUCUCUCUCUCUCUCUCUCUCUCUCUCUCUCUGUUUUUCCAUUUUAUCUCUCAGAGUUGAAACGACCAAGAAUGGCAGCGGGGAUGACCCGAUUGUCAUCUCGGAUAUUGAAGCCGCUUUGGAGGCAAACUCGACCCAAGAGGCCAUCAUCUCCAAGCUCGAGGAAAUUUGCAACUUGCUGCCCGCCAGCGAUCGCUAUCAGUGCCGCAAUCAAGUUGUGCGCCUGCUGCCCCAGCUGAAUCAAUCUCUGGACUCGAUUGUCACCAAGUACUCGCCCCGAGCCCUCUGCUCAAUGCUAGGAACGUGUCAAGUCGAUUGCUGUGCAACCCCGUAUCUGCCGGAACAAAUUCACAUUGCCCUCACCACGGACCCCUCGGAAAUGGUUGUCAUGUGGACCACCUUGGACGCCACGCCCACCCCCACGGUCAUCUUUGGCACAUCAUCGACAGACCUGAACCGCAACGUGUCGGCUACGCAAACGUCCUAUUCCUAUGGUGGUUGGAAUGGUCACAUCAAUACGGCCAAAUUGACUGGUCUUGCUCACAACACCACGUACUACUACCGCGUCGGGGAUGCCAGCGUGGCACCCGACUACUGGAUGAAGCCCGCUUGGAGCCAGCCUCGCGAGCUUGCCUUUACCACCCCACUCCCAGCUGGCCCCACCCAGUCCACUCGCAUCGCUGUCAUCGGCGAUGCCGGCGCAACUGACGCCAGCCUGCUAACGUGCGCCCCUGUUUCUGUGUUCCCCCGUACCCCCUUCUUUGAAGCCAAACAUGUGGCCCGUUCUCACCACCACCGACCCAUGUCCUUUAGGUUUUCUCGUCUCCUCAUUGAGCGAGACAGCGCAUAUCAGUUGUUGCUGCACGACGGUGAUAUUGGCUAUGCAGAUGGCUACCAAGCCAUCUGGGAUGAGCACAUGCGCAAAAUGGAGAGCAUUGCGGCCUACGUGCCCAUGAUGACCUCGCCAGGCAAUCACGAGGGCUUUUACAACUUCCACCCCUACAAAUACCGCUUCACCAUGCCGGCCAACGAAAGCGGCUCUUCGGAUCCUCUGUACUACAGCUUCAACUACGGCAACAUGCAUAUUGUCUCGCUCAACUCGGAAGGCUUCAUGGGUCUCUCCGCCCAAGCCAUCACACCGACCUCGCCCAUGUACACGUGGCUGGCCAAGGAUCAUGAUUGUGAGGCGGAAGCCACGGUGCUCCGCGACGGCCUUGAGGCACUCUUUGUGAACAACUCGGUGGAUCUGGUUAUCCAGGCGCAUCGCCACAACUACCAAGUGACCUGGCCCACGGCAUUCGGAACCAACACCAGCCUUGACUACGUGGCCCCGACCGCCCCGGUUUACAUUGUCAACGGUGCCGCAGGGAACAAGGAGCAUACCAUGGGACCGGGCUCUUGUGAGCAAUCUUGGUGCCGCAUUGGGCUCGAAGAAUAUGGCUACGCCAUUAUGACAAGCAGUGACCCCACCAAGCUGCAAUGGACUUAUUACGCCUCGGCUGAUGGCAGUGUGCUGGACGAGUUUACGAUUACCCGACCCUCGCACCCCAUCGAAGCCUAG